Messenger RNA from Kazachstania africana CBS 2517, 486 nucleotides. It is a transcript of the gene LTP1, whose product is annotated as tyrosine protein phosphatase LTP1. Lineage: Eukaryota; Fungi; Ascomycota; Saccharomycetes; Saccharomycetales; Saccharomycetaceae. Gene Ontology annotation, biological process: protein dephosphorylation. The coding region runs from base 1 to 486 and encodes 161 amino acids. Gene Ontology annotation, molecular function: non-membrane spanning protein tyrosine phosphatase activity; acid phosphatase activity. The transcript has a single exon. Gene Ontology annotation, cellular component: cytoplasm. The record is from RefSeq and is a predicted model, not a curated record.
AUGACACAAGAUAAGAAGAUUUCAGUAGCGUUUGUUUGUUUAGGUAACAUUUGCCGUUCCCCUAUGGCUGAAGCAGUAUUUAGACACGCGGUGAAGCAACAAAAUUUAGAGAGUUAUUUCGAGAAGAUUGAUUCGUUUGGCACAGGGAACUACCAUGUUGGAGGUGAUCCUGAUCGCCGUAGUGCCGCUACUUGUAAGAAACAUCAUGUGCCUGUAAACCAUAAAGCUCAGCAAAUUCGUCCAAGGCAUUUUGAGGAAUUUGAUUAUAUCAUUUGUAUGGAUGAAUCUAAUUUGAGGAAUUUGAAUAGAAUUAAACCAAAAAAUUCUAGAGGUGAAAUUUAUUUAUUUGGUAGUUGGAAUACUAAUAACCGAUUCAAUAAAAUUGUCGACGAUCCUUAUUACGGUGGCAUAGAUGGAUUUGAGUACAAUUUUGAACAAGUCACUUACUUUAGUGAAGAAUUCCUGAAAAGGGAACUAGCGUUAUAA